AUGAGUGAAUUUCUUGGGAAUUUAUGGCAACUCACAAGACGCUUUCUUGGCGAAUUCGCCUCGGCUUUCUUCGCCAACUUUCCAAUCAUGUUCCGCGAUCCCUCGCGCCCCUACGAACCUUUUGUCAGUAGUCUCAUAGUAGGCAGUGCUGUGCACUGUUCAAUCUUUGCAACCUUCUUAAUUUCUGGAGCUCAAAUAAAUCCCAUGACUACUCUAGCUGUCGUGCUCUCCCGCAGAAUGUCCGUGCUGUUUGUCCCUCUAUACUUAGUAGCACAAUUAUCUGGAACUCUUAUGGCUCUUUACGUUGGUUACGGACUUUCACCAUUUUUAAAGAACCAGACAUACUUGGGUAUGGCUAUGCCAGGACCAGGUGUUUCAGACAAACAGGCAAUUAUUUCAGAGAUUAUCAUCACAUUCUUUCUUGAGCUCGCAAUUGUUGGACUCCUUGAUGAGCUUCGAGCGAUAACUUAUCAUUACUCAAACAAAUUCAAUGCUUUCUUGCUACUUGUGAUGGUCUUUUUUUGGAUUGACACAAUCGCCGUAAUUGCUUUACCUUAUAAGGCCCCAAUUUCCGGCGCUUGCACGAACCCCGCAAGAAGUAUGGCCUCAGUAAUACUAAAUCUGAGUUUUAAAAAGCAACAUAUCUACUUAAUCGGACCACCAAUCGGUUCAGCAUUAGCUGUCAUAGUCUAUGAGACUUUCCUCUCAGAGGACGCUUCUAUUGUAAGACUGAUGGCAAUGUUUAACUUUCGCAAACCUUUCAACCGUCAUAUGUUUUACUGGACCCCUGAAGCGAGCGGCCUGCCACCACAAACUCAAAAUGCCAAUAUCUAUCUUGACUAUUUCCGUAUCAGCGAACUAUCCUCCACUCUAUCUGGCAAAACUGACUCCGACGAAAAUGACUCCUUCGUUGUCAGAUCAAUAACUCCAUUUUCAUCAACUCAAGACUCCAAUAAGUCACGUUUUCUUCUUCUGAAAUCGCACUUAAACUCUGACUCUGAAGGCCAGAUGCCAAUGCCAAAGACGAGAAAAGGCAAGAGUGAGAAAUCUGGUGGCGUAUUUUCGAAAGAGGAAGGAGAUUUAUCAAAGAACCCACCACUGUCUGUGGAUGCAUUGCAAUCGGAUGAGUGA
This is a messenger RNA of Mesocestoides corti, 1131 nucleotides long. NCBI's taxonomy places the organism in Eukaryota, Metazoa, Platyhelminthes, Cestoda, Cyclophyllidea, Mesocestoididae. The record is from the annotation of a GenBank genome assembly.